AUACAAAAACAAAUAAUUCUUCCAAUGACUGAACCACAGUGGACUGUAGGCCAGUGAUAGGCAUAUAUAUGGAAAGUGGAUUUGCACCCAAAUAGCUUCAAAUUUAUUGUAUAUUUAAACUAUGUCAGGUUUGUCUGAUGAAGAAAAAUGUACUCACGAGAGACACCAGCAGAGGGUGGUGUGUGUUAAUAGGGAUGUUUGGCUGAUUCAUUUUAAUGUGAUACCUCCUACAAAAAUUCAAAGCAUAUGACUAAAAGAGGAAACAGAUGAACACAAGCCAAGAGAGGCAUUUAUAAUAAAGUUAUUGUGCUGGCUGCUGAGGAAGACUUUAAACCUACUUAAGCUCAGUGUCGCAGUGUAGACCUGUGCUAUGUCGAAUCACUCCAUGGAGGGGAUUUAUCUCAGCUCUCACUUGGAGAACGUCCUGCUUGGAACCUUCUACAUUGUCAUCUUCAUCCUCUCAGUGCCAAGCAAUGCCCUGGCACUUUGGGUGUUCUGGCACCGCAACACCAACAACACGCCUUCCAAAGAGUUUCUGAAGCACCUGGCUAUAGCGGACAUGUCUUACGUCUUGGUGCUUCCCAUGCGAAUGAUCUAUCACAUGUCAGACAGUCACUGGCCUCUUGGGGUAGGGGCCUGUCGCGUGGUUGGUUUCCUGUUCUUUGUCAACCUCUACUGCAGCAUGUACUUUAUGACCUGUAUCAGUGUAGACCGUCUGUUGGCUUGUGUUAUACCACACAAAACUCACAAUCUGAGAAAGACCAGGAAUGCCAAAGUGGCCUGUGCCGUCCUGUGGGUCCUGGUGACUAUUUCCAUGUUGCCUGUGCUGUUCUCCAAAAAAGAAGUGACUAGACAAAUCCAGAAUGUGACUGUGUGUGAUCAGCUGUACAUAGAGAAUUCCACGAAUCGCACCGGUGCACUGGUGUCUACUGCUAUUGCAUUUGUGAUUCCUCUGGUCACCAUGAGCAUUUGUUACAUUCUCAUAUUUGCCAAAGUAAGACAGAUGACUUUUCAAGAAAAGACACCUACUCAGCGUAAGGCAAUGAGAAUGAUCGUACUAACCGUGGUUAACUUCUUGAUUGCAUUUGUGCCCUAUCAUAUCCAGCGAUUUGUAUUUAUCCUACAGCAUGAUAUGUCAAGAUCAGAAUCCGAAAGACACAUGUUGCAAUUAGGAAAUCGCAUCACCUCAGCUUUAACAUGCAUAAGUGGUGUGUUGGAUCCAGUCAUGUAUUUCUUUCUGGCUAGAAAUUACCAAGAGGCCCUGCUGCAGCUUUGUGGAAGAAACCCCAAAGAUGAGCAAUCCACCACAUGAUUGGAUGAAAAACGCAACAACGUCUUCUCAGCUGUUAACUAUCAGACAUCCUGAAAACAAGGUUUAAAGUGAAAGCAGAAGUGGAAAAGGUAUGGCUAAAUUUAUACUGAUACAUUCAGAAACUUAUGAAUCAUGACGUGCAGUUUGAUUCCUUCCACAACAUGUCUGAUCGCCUAUUUCCAGAUUACAAGAAGACAACAUCUUAUAUGACAGACUUGAAUGACAAUGUCAGCAUUUUUUCUGUCAGCAUUUACCAAUUAAUUUAUAUAUUUUUUUGUAUA
This is a messenger RNA of Labeo rohita (rohu), 1593 nucleotides long. Its product is annotated as uracil nucleotide/cysteinyl leukotriene receptor. The transcript has 2 exons. Gene Ontology annotation, cellular component: membrane. The record is from RefSeq and is a predicted model, not a curated record. Gene Ontology annotation, molecular function: G protein-coupled receptor activity. Bases 371 to 1312 code for a protein of 313 amino acids. NCBI's taxonomy places the organism in Eukaryota, Metazoa, Chordata, Actinopteri, Cypriniformes, Cyprinidae. Gene Ontology annotation, biological process: phospholipase C-activating G protein-coupled receptor signaling pathway; positive regulation of Rho protein signal transduction.